Suricata suricatta (meerkat) is the source of this 1387-nucleotide messenger RNA. Its product is annotated as signal-regulatory protein beta-1-like. Gene Ontology annotation, cellular component: plasma membrane. Gene Ontology annotation, biological process: positive regulation of T cell activation; positive regulation of phagocytosis. NCBI's taxonomy places the organism in Eukaryota, Metazoa, Chordata, Mammalia, Carnivora, Herpestidae. The record is from RefSeq and is a predicted model, not a curated record.
AUGAUGUUGGCCCCCGGCUCUGGGCUCCACCCUCCUUCAUACCUGCUGCUGGCUGUGCUGUUGGGACUCACAGGUGUGGCAGGUGAGGCGGAGCUGCAGGUGAUCCAGCCAGACAAGUCAGUGUCUGUGGCAGCCGGACAGACGGCCACUCUGCACUGCACCGUGACCUCCCUGCACCCCCUUGGGAAGGUGGAGUGGUUCAAGGGGACAGGGCCAGGCCGGGCAAUCUUCAGUUUCAGAGGAGGAGAUCAUCACCUCCCACCUCGAGUAACAAAGGUUGCAGAAACCAUAAAGAGAAACAACACGGACUUUUCCAUUCUCAUCAGUAACAUCACCCCCGCAGACUCUGGUACCUACUACUGUGUGAAGUUCCAGAAAGGGAACCCUGAUGUGGAUUUUAAGUCUGGACCCGGCACCCAGGUCACCAUGAGCCCCAAACCCUCUCCCCCCGUGGUGUCGGGCCCCACGGCCAGGGCCGCGCCUGAGCAGACUGUGAGCUUCACCUGCGAGUCCCACGGCUUCUCCCCCAGAAACGUCACCCUGAAAUGGUUCAAAAACGGGAACCAGCUGCCAGCCUCCCACAUCACCGUGGACCCGGAGGGAGACAGCGCUUCCUACAGCAUCUCCAGUACCACCACGCUGGAGCUGGCCCCGGGAGAUGUCCGCUCCCAGGUCAUCUGCGAGGUGGCCCACGAGACCCUGCAGGGGGGCCCUCCUCUUCGUGGGACGGCCAACUUGUCCGACACCCUCCGAGUUCCACCCACCUUGGAGGUUGCCCAGCAACCUGUGACAGGGGACCAGGUCAAUGUCACUUGCCAGGUGAAGAAGUUCUACCCCCAGCACCUCCAGCUGACCUGGUUGGAGAAUGGAAAAGUGUUGCGAAUGGAAACGGCCUCUUUGGACUUGAACCUCAUAGAGAACAAGGAUGGGACGUAUAACUGGACGAGCUGGCUCCCGGUGAAUUUAUCCGCCCACACGGAAAAUGUGGUUCUCACCUGCCAGGUGCAGCAUGACGAGCAGCCCACGGUCACCAAAAACCAUAUGCUUGUGGUCUCUGCCCACCGGAAAGACCAGGAAACACUGACAACCUAGGGUGAGGCCAACCUGCCGACUGACCCACUCCUGGUGGCUUUCUGCCUGGGCCCCAAGCUGCUGUUGCUCCUCAUUCUCUCUGCCAUCUAUGCCCACAGGAAGCAAUGGAUUGAUUGUGAGUUAUGGUCAAGGAGGACGAGCAAGAUCAGUCCCAGAAGGAGCCAGUUCAGCAGUAGGGACAGCACACAGGUCACACAGGGUCCGAGCCCACUUGGAGUAAAGAGCAGGCAUCCGGGAAGGAAAAUAGCACCAAGGACAUAGGAGGCACAUGGAAAACAUAUCAGGCAAAAUGAGC